CUCACCUUUUCACCAUUGUGACCUUCCUUGGCUGUUGCGGCAGGAGCUACUCCAGCCUCUAUAAUUGCCUAGUUUACCGCACUUAUCAGCUUGGACAUCGAGUUGGUCUGGGAACUCUGUCAUCUUCACAAUGUCUGAACUGUCUUACGUGGACGCCGAAGAAAUCGCCGAAGCCUGCAAGUCAGCAGACUACUUCGACGGCUCUUCAUCCAAUUCCCGGAACCAACCCCUACACGAGUGUCAUUACAUUGACAAUGCCGUGGGGCGACGCCCAGAAAACUUGCCCGCAGAGCUUCUAGUGGAGGCCAUGACCUACAUCGUAGACGGGGACACGGACGCCUCCUGGUGGCAGUCAAUCUCCCUCGUUUCCCGGUACUGGCACGGAGUUGCGCGCGAGGCUGCCGUUCUGUGGUCUAGCCCGUGGGCAUCUUACAAUCCCAAGCUUUUCCGCGCAGCAAUCGAAAGAUCACGCACCUUCCCGCUUGACGUCAACAUCGCCGGCCCAUUCUCUUGGUGUCUCGCAGCGUUGGACGCUGUCCGGCCGCACGCCGACCGCGUUUGGCGCCUUGCCUUCGGUCCCGGCCCCGAGCAGUCUGAGAACAUCCCCCUUCCAGACAUAAUCGACAUGUCGUAUCUUGAUUUUGAAGUGCCCAACUUGACAGACCUCCACCUCGACCUGCAGCACUUCGCGGAGCAGACACCGUUCGUGAUCACCCACUCGCGCUACCCCCGCCUCCGCGACCUCACCCUGGAAGCCGCGACGACGCCGUGCGACAAGGAGGCCUAUGCGGCGCUCACGAACCUGACGCUCUUGGAUCAGCACCACAUCGAGGGAUUUGAGCAGACGCUGGAGGAUUUCGCCGCCAUGCUCCGCGCUUGCACUCACCUGCAAUACCUGCACAUCGAGGAAUCUGGCCCGGACGGCCGGAACGACCAUGAACUGAUGAUGCGCCCAACCGAUCCCCGGACGACUGUCCGCCUCUCUCGCCUCCGCGUACUGGGCCUCCGGGAUGAGGACAAGAAUACGGCCCUCAUCUUGAAGCACAUCACCUUCCCCCGGAGGACCUGUAUCUAUAUCACGAUGAUUCACGAGGAACACCUACCGUCGGGGAACAUGCAGGGUUUCUGCGUCACGCCGAGCGUUGAGAAGGUCCUCUCCAAGGUGGAGGUCAUUCGCGUCGUCACAUGGCCCUCGUUCCGCAUCCGCAUCGAGCUGCAACCGAGCAUAGACAAGAAAUUCGAAUGGGACUCGUGCGAGCAGCGAUCGUGCAUCGGCCUCGAUCUCGAGGGCCCAUCGGCCGACGGCGAGCUGGACAUCUGCUGGAGCGUUAUGGCGUUGACGACGAAUCCGCAGAAGCUCGCUGCCGCGCCGCUGAAGUGCCUGAUUAUCCAGGGCAGAUACUGGGACACCCAUUGGCGGCGCUUCUUGAUGGCGUUCCCUUCCCUCGAGGAGAUCCGCAUCGAGGACUACGAACGCCUGCAUCGCGAGUUCUACGAGGCCCUGACAGUCAGGGACCCCCGCACGGGGGGAUGGUCCCGGAGCUCGGGAGGCGAGACAUGGUGCGUGUGCAUGAGCUGACCGACGAGGAGUGGGACCGUGCCUUGCUGUUCGGUACGAAGUGGUGGGAACCUCCCUUCUAGUAUGAGUAUGACCUUCAAUAUUUGAUUCUCCGUGGAACAGGGUUUAGACUGUAUUGUUGUAUGACAUACUGAGAAU
Messenger RNA from Rhodofomes roseus, 1717 nucleotides. RefSeq lists its product as uncharacterized. The record is from RefSeq and is a predicted model, not a curated record. The transcript is spliced from 3 exons. Bases 131 to 1579 code for a protein of 482 amino acids. NCBI's taxonomy places the organism in Eukaryota, Fungi, Basidiomycota, Agaricomycetes, Polyporales, Fomitopsidaceae.